AUGAAUAUAAAGAAAGGAGAAACCAGAACAGAAGAAUUUCUUAAUGAUAUAUCAUUAAAUGGCAAAUUACCAGUUUUAAUUAUACCAAAAGAUUAUCGAAAACGAACACCUUUAUUUCCAUCAUCUUCUUCAAAUCCAAUUCAUAAUGCUAAAAUAAUGCAAUGGUUAUUUUGGGAACAAUUCUCUUUAAUCCCAAAUAUUUUACCAUUACGUUGGUGGGUAACCUAUUUAAAUUUAGGGGAUGAUCCAAAAUAUUUAGAUCAAAUUGUGGAAAAACAAAAAUUGGGAUAUGAAGCUUUAAAUUUGAUGGAAACUCAUUUAAAGGAUAAAGAAUUUUUUGUAGAUGAUAAAUUUACUAUUGCCGAUAUUGCUUUAUACGCUAAUACUCAUAUUU
Molecule: messenger RNA, 394 nt
Organism: Diversispora eburnea
Lineage: Eukaryota; Fungi; Glomeromycota; Glomeromycetes; Diversisporales; Diversisporaceae
Source: the annotation of a GenBank genome assembly